Messenger RNA from Styela clava, 3206 nucleotides. RefSeq names its product centrosomal protein of 76 kDa-like. Gene Ontology annotation, cellular component: centriole. Gene Ontology annotation, biological process: regulation of centriole replication. The record is from RefSeq and is a predicted model, not a curated record. NCBI's taxonomy places the organism in Eukaryota, Metazoa, Chordata, Ascidiacea, Stolidobranchia, Styelidae.
UAUACUUAUAUCGAAACAGGGUUUAAUCAUUUAACUGCGUCAUUAUAUCAGUGAAUAUGGCGUCGGCUCUUCCACCAGAGAAGCUUGCGGAGUUGAAGCAGAUUAUUCAUAACCAACUUGUACAAGCGAACAUACAGACUCAGAUUAAAGAUGUUUUGGCUGGAAGUUUUAAUCAAGAACGAGCUGGACAUGAUCGGACGGAAAUAUCUGAAGGGGACAUAAUGGAAGACUUGAAAAGAAAAGGUGUUGUGGAAGAAAUUCUGCAGAGACUUCGUUACGAAUCACCGAUCAUUGCUGCUCGAACAAAACCAUCCAUCCAUAAAAAUCUUGAUGAAGAAUUAAUUCAAGCGGAACUGAAAAACAAAGUCGCUGUUGAUCCGACACGGCGUUACAUUUUUAUCCAAAUACUCGGAGGAAAGGCUUUUAUUGAUCAUCUAAAUGCCCCGAAAUAUCCUGGCGUUUCUGGCGACUCGACAAGACCAUGUGCAACUUUCACGCUUCAUUUGCUAUUCCGGGGUCAAAGGUUCAGGUCACGACCUGUGCAAGUUGCCUGCGAACCUGAUUUGUCUGAAGGGUUUCUGCUCGAACUUCACACACAUUUUGCUGGUGAGGGGGGUAGAAUGGCCGACACAGAAACUAUGUUAUCAAUCUGUGAUCCGAUUCAUCUUAUCUUAACCCGAACAGACCCUGACGGUACUAUUUCUCUAGUUGGAACAGACUCCCUCGAGUGGCGGAAAGUUUUAUCUACUCCACAGGGAUCCCACAAGGUGUCGAUAGAGUUAAUGGGUGUUGGAGCGGAGUCUAAAAUCCCAGCUGGUAUUUUGGAAGCUAAAUUAGAAGUUGUGCCACGAGAAAACCGUGUGAGUUUGACAAAAGAAGUCGUAGACGCACAAUGUCAACUUGAAAGGCGGCGUUCUGCGGAAAAAGAACGACUUUUUCUAGUUUAUGCAAAACAAUGGUGGAGAGAAUAUCUACAAAUUCGAGAGGAACAUCAAACACGUACUGUAAAAAUUUUUGCACAGGAUGAAACCGGUUUAAACCGCCCUGUUUGUAGUUUUGUGAAACCUCUUCGAGCUGGUAGGUUGCUCCAUACACCUCGACAAGCAGCGAGAUUUGUUAGUACUUUAGGAUACGAACGAGCUCCAACUGUAGGUUCCGGAGGUAACGUGGAACAAUGGCGAUCUUCGCACGCAUUCUUUGCGCUCGGAAAAGGCGACCACGAAGACCAUUCGAAUCUACUAUGCAGUUUAUUGCUUGGAUUCGGACUUGACGCUUACGUCUGCGUCGGGUCAAAAAACAGGGGUGGAGCAUACACCUGGGUUGUGACUCGUUAUUCAGAAGGUGCGACUGUAAUUUUCUGGGACGCAGUUACAGGUCAUCGAUACAUCCACCGCAUGGUGGCGCCAGAUGAUCCACCAGCAGUAAAGCAACCUGUAACCAAUCACCCAUACAAGAGUAUUGGUUGUAUUUACAAUCACGAAGCUUUUUACGCAAACUCACAACCGUCUGAUAUUGUUGAAACAUGCAACUUUAAUUUAGCGAAUUCAUCUCAAUGGAAGCCAAUGAGUUUUGAAGCUGUGAAAUCCGUUUGUGCACAGUCUUCAUCUUUUCCACCGGUGGCGCCAUUGCUCUCUCCGACCCUUGACCCUGCUCUUGUGAGCAGCCAAAUGGAGACGGAACUCCGUAUGCUCGUAGCAGAACAUCGACUUGACUUGGAGCUAUCGACGUGCUGGGACGACCAUUUAUGUUACAUCCUCUCUCCUGCGCUUGCCGCAUACGAAAGUGAGCGAGCCAGUGGGGGGGAGCCACCUGCAUCUGGGAACGAAGAAUUCCAAGAGGCCGUUCGCAGAGCGGUACCAGACGGCCACACAUUUAAAGGUUUUCCGAUCCAAUUUCUUCACCGAAACGCAAGAAGAGCGUUUGCAACUUGUCUCAAAAACCAAGUCUGUUCUGAGAUUCUUGGUUGUCGUGGUGAUAGCGUGAGACUAGCGGUUCGUGUCCAAGUUUUUGUGUUUCCUGAAGACGCUGUCGCUACCUGGGUUAUGUUUGCAUGCAAAUACAAGUCAGUGUUGUGAUGUUCUGAACUUUGCCAAAGACAUUUUAAGUAAAAACUAGUAAUAUUGCAGAUCAUGGAAAUCUUCGUUAGCGUUACUUUGUGCUAUAACUUGGGAUAGGCCCAAUCGAAUACUUGGAAUUCUUUUUAACAAAUACCAAGUAGUUUGUCAUACUAUAAAAUAAAUGGAAACGUGACCCCUGGCUACCCGACCUUCUGUGGCAUAAAAAUGUUGAGUAAUGCACCAUCAUAUUUCUUUCAGUAUUGGUUCGCAACUUUGUUCAUAUACAAGUUUCUUCACUGAUGCAUGUUCAUAUUCUCUUGGUUUAUCACCAACACAACUUGGUUUAACAACAUUCUUUCACAAUUUCAGAAGUUGAGGUUCGAAUUUCUGUCAUCAUUUGAUAUCAAAUAUAACAAAUUUAAAUAUUCCUAAAAUUAAGAAUUCACCAUGCACAAAUAUGAUCAAAUUGUUGGGCAGUCCUUGAGUCUCCCAGAUUUUAGGGAUUUCGACUGUUGAAUACGAGCAAUUCAAAAACCAUUGUAUUUGGCAAUUGUGCAAAGACUUUACCAUAGUUAUAACAUGAGAAUUAUUCUUUUCGAUUGCUCAGUUUGAAUAUUUAUCCCUGUAAUAUGGCUCCGAAGUUCCGGUUUUAUUUCUCGCUAGUUUUUAUCUCCCGAAUUUUGAUUAGCCGCCAUCUUUUUUUUGUCCCCCCCCCCAUAGGUCCUCAUUUACAUUUUUGAAAUGUAAUUCUGACAUAGGGACUCUUUUCAUCAAAGUCAUUGAUGAAACCUGUUUCUUACUGUAUGUGAACAUUCAGCAAACUGUCGGAUUAAUAGAUUAAUUACUUGUUUUCGUGAGUGGGCCCAUUACAAUAAAACUACAUAUCUUCCAAGUAUUUGAGAUUCCAAUCGAAAAAUUAUUCAAUUCUGAAAUCAUUAUAUAUUCAAAAACGACUCAAAAACGACCAGCCCUACUCUCCACCAGACAUAUGUUUUGUUAGAAAUAAGUCAAAUCAUCUCAAGCUGGACCUUGAUAUCAGUCAUCUUUCAGCAGUUCAUAUAUUUAUUACUCACUAUAUAAGAGGCUAGGUUCUCUUCGUAUUAUUCUAUCGCUGAUAUACUGUAUUUAAUAAAGAUUUUUAUUACCUCA